GAUGUGGGCAGGAGGAGGAGCGCUCAGCUGAGGCACAAAGAUGCUUUGGCAGCAGAUCAGCCCUGACGUCACCCAGCACUUUCGGUUUCUUGGGAAGUGACGAAGCCAGAGCCUCGGAUCUUCUGGCAUGGCUGAAAGAGAGACCAUGGCGGAGCAGCAGCCUGCGGCCGACAGCCCCGACAAAUUCUCCAUCUUCAUUAAGACUUGGUCGGGCAAAACGUUUGCAGUGCCAGUGUCUCUGGAUGACAGUGUGGGGGAGGUUAAGGCCAAGCUGAGCGCACAGGACUCCUCCCUGACCCGCGAAAGCGGAACGCUGGUCUACCACAGCAGACAGAUGGAGGACAACCUGACCCUGCGACACUAUGAAAUCACACCCAUGUCCUUAUUGUACUAUAGACCAAUACUGCGAGCUGGUGGUGAACCUGUCAAACACCAAUCUUUAGUCACAGACUUAGCCCUAAGGAAGCUGGUGGCAGACCCUCACAAAUCUCUGACAGACGAGGCCUCAGGGAGCGGAGAGGAGAGCUAUCACCAGCUGGACCUGGACCCACCACCGCAGGGAAAAUGCUGGCGCUGCGUGGGGGAGGUUCUUCCAGAAGUGACGCCGGAGAUAACCCAAGACUCUAAGUGCCGCACCGUGUACCGAGCUCACCUCCCUGGUGCAGGCAUCUUCCAGUGCUCCAUCACAGGCCUCAGCUUCGAGGUGAAGUCGGCAGUGACCAUCACCUACAGAUACGCUACCUGGACCAGGCACCUGAGCGAGGCUGACCAGGAAACGUGGUCGCCCGCUGGACCCCUCUUCCACAUCGAGGUGCAGCCCGGGGUCGUGCGGUCGGUGCGUCUCCCCCACUUCAUCUGCCUGGCAGUUCUUCACGAACUGCUCCAGCGUGGGUCCUUUCCACGAGGUGCAGUUCUUCAGGGACCGGCUGCUCCAGUGCGGGCUUUCCAAUGGAGUGACAGCCAUGUUUGGGGGUAUCCACCUGGUCUGGCGUGGGCUUUCCCAUGGAGCCGCAGCUAUCUUCACAGGCAUCAGACUGCUCCAGCGUGGGUUCCUCCCUGGGCUGCAGAAGAUGUAAAUACCAGACUGUUCUCCAUCGCCCAUUUUAAAUCUGGGACGAUGAUCCUGGAGAGACCGACCAGACUGAUCGCUUUCUCUGCUGUCCUGGAGAAUCCCAGCUUCUCACUGCUUGGGGUGCUUUGGAGGAAGUUACGUUCAACCUUAAAUUCAUUCCCUAUGCACUCCUCGGUGCUGAUCUUCCAGCAGCUCAGUGCUGCAAAUACGACUCUUCACCUCUACCUGAUCCCAGAUGACAAGUCUGUGAAGCAGGCCGUUGAAAAACAAGAAAUGAAUUGGAAUUCAAAGCUUAUUCCCAAGCCUUCUCCGUUCAGCCCUCUGUUCUUUGGCUGCAUUUACCAGGUGACCAGUACAAAUGCCGUGGUGAUAAUGCCUGAAGCAUGCUUGCCGUUUUGCUACAAGAGUCCAAGGGAAGAGCAGCUCUUUGUCGAGAUCUACAUCAGGAAGAUGGCAGAGGAAAUUAGGUUCUCUAUGAUAGAUACACGCAAUGACACCGUGGUCUGGAGGGCAUCACUGAGAUCAGGUGAUAUUAAUUUUCCUGCCUGUGUCUCCAAGACCUUGUCAGGCGCAGCCUUCCUGAAGAAGCACAAGACCACGCUUUGCGUCAGGAUGAGGCAGCUCCCAAGCAUUCUGCUACACUUACGGGAUGCAAACGUCAUCAACAGCGAUGAAGAAGAAGAGGUGCAAAGUCAAGUUACGAGUCAAAGGAGGAACAAAAUUUUGCUGGAGCUAGCUGAGAAGAAAGGGCUGGAGGCCCAGGAACAGCUCUACCAGAUCCUCAAGAUGAAAGACCCAUACCUCAUCGCAGACCUGGACAAGUCCAGCUAGACUGCUUUUGCUCCCAUUGCUUAGCUUACAGGAGCAACAGAAAGGCAGUCGGGUUUACCAGCACCUGAAUCCCAACCUUUCAAUGCAAAAUCCAUGGUGCAAAGCAGCAAUAAGCCUUCUGAACCACCCAGUCUCAGGCCUGCCUCACUUGGCUGACUCGGUUGGCAGCAGCGGACGACCAGUGUCAUGUCGGCCACUGGUGAGAAGCUGAUGGAAUGAGACGUUGGCUCCCAAUCCAGUGCCAAUACCUUGGACCUGUCUGCCUCCCUGAGACGGGGCCUCUGCAGCUGCUGGCAGAGGAGCUCCCAUCACAAGAGGUACCUCCAGCUCAGCCUCCUCAUCCUCAGUGUCCAUGGGCACCUCUUGCAGCUGGAAGAGGGGAGCUGCUUUACCAUGCAGAGCUGUCUGCAAAGGCUUGUUCUCAUGCACAAGCCGCAGCAAACUAUAGAUGUUGAUGUGAACCCAUAUCAACAUCAAACCUUCCCUCGUUUCCCUCCAGCCUAGUUUACCCAAAUGACCAAAAUUCACUGAAGGAGCAAAUGACCAUCCUGACCCCAGCAGCAGCUGGGUGAAGGAGCCCCUCUGAAAGAAGCCACAAAAAAUAGCAAAGAUAAGAGAUACAGGUUCAUGCACCUUCAAGGAAAGUCUGACUGAAUAGCAGCCGCUUUAUGUUCAAAAGAAAGCUGGCAGAUUAUUUUAAAAUUACAUUCUUUGCAUCCAUAAAGUCCGUUCCUUUCUGGAUCAUGUGGUUGCCUUCACUGAUGGCAUCCUCCUGCUGUUGAACACACCAGUCAGGGCAGGAGCAUUCUGCUCGGGUGUCCAGAAGAGAUUUUUUGGGUCCAGCUCAGGUGAAAUUCAGACUUGCCUAGGUGGAGACAGCAACUUCUCCAUGGCUUUGUGGGGUGGAAAUGAGACUGCUGCCUUAAGUAUUGUUUUAUAUUUAUUCCUUCUCUUGAACACCUGGAGAGCACAUCACUGCUGAAACCUGCUGUAAGAGUGUGUCUCUGCUCCGUUAAGGGUCGAGGACCUUCAAGGCGACCAGGGAUAAUACAAAAAGGAGGAAGCUGGGAACAAGACCAUUCAGGGACACAGACCUGACUGCCAGAUGACAAGGGAGGCAGCAAAGGGGACCAGUGAUCACCACUCACACUAAGUCUUGGGCUAUCCAGAAACCACACUGGGGCUGGUCCUUCCAGGAGGAUCAGCCUGGGCUUUGCAAGUGCUGAGUGUGCAAAGGAGGGGGACCCCAACACGGGCUGCGGGUGGGGGGGAAUGGACCUGUGGGGAUGGGAAGGGGAACCAGGAGGAACAAAGUGAGGGGAGGCAGAAAGGCGUAUAAAAGGGGCCACUGAGGUACAAACUGGGGCUGGUUUGGCUGCGCCCUCUGCCUGGUCACCAGUUUGUCCUAUCUUUUUUUUUUUUCUUAUUAAAUGUUUUCUUAACUA
Harpia harpyja (harpy eagle) is the source of this 3348-nucleotide messenger RNA. RefSeq names its product caspase recruitment domain-containing protein 8-like. The coding region runs from base 128 to 1903 and encodes 591 amino acids. Gene Ontology annotation, molecular function: protein binding. The record is from RefSeq and is a predicted model, not a curated record. The transcript has 12 exons. Gene Ontology annotation, cellular component: canonical inflammasome complex. Lineage: Eukaryota; Metazoa; Chordata; Aves; Accipitriformes; Accipitridae. Gene Ontology annotation, biological process: regulation of apoptotic process.